Messenger RNA from Bacidia gigantensis, 2364 nucleotides. RefSeq lists its product as uncharacterized. NCBI's taxonomy places the organism in Eukaryota, Fungi, Ascomycota, Lecanoromycetes, Lecanorales, Ramalinaceae. The transcript is spliced from 3 exons. Gene Ontology annotation, biological process: proteolysis. The record is from RefSeq and is a predicted model, not a curated record. The coding region runs from base 1 to 2364 and encodes 787 amino acids. Gene Ontology annotation, molecular function: aspartic-type endopeptidase activity.
AUGCCUACUGAACCAGCGCCCAUCGUGGUGGAACCGAGCGGGCAAUUUCUUGGGAAUGAUGGUCCAUGGGCAGCCUUCGCCGUUGAUGUCGGCACGCCACCGCAAACACUCCAAUUCGUCCCUUCUACCCAACAGCCCUCGUCGUGGGCAAUUUCGACAAACGGCUGCACCGACGAUGACGUUGCAAACUGUACUGAGGCGAGAGGAGGUCUUUACGAUAGCGAGAAAUCAUCGAGUUGGUUCAGGAAAGAUUUGUACCAGUUGAAUGAGGCCGCCAAUCUCGGCUACGGUGGGAAUGAAAACAAUGGCACAUAUGGUUUUGACACAGUGGUACUCAAGGGAGCAGCAGGUGACAACGUGACAAUGGAUCAUCAAGUCAUCGCUGCUACCGGUACUCACGACUUCUACCUCGGAGUCCUCGGACUCAAUCCUCAGACCGUCAACUUCACGAACUCAGAUGAUUCGUCUUCAUCACUGCUGAGUUCCUUGAAGGAGAAGGACAUGAUCCCGAGCCUGUCGUGGGGCUAUACUGCCGGUGCACCAUACCAAAAAGAGGCCGGAAAGGCUAGCUUGACCCUUGGAGGCCAUGAUACUUCAAGGUACAAACCAAACGAUGUGUCAUUCACCUUCGCUUCAACGGCUAGCCGUCAGCUAGUUGUUGGCUUGCAAGCAAUAUCAUACUCAGAUGGGACAAGCGAAACAUCGUUGCUUAAGGAAGGUGUCCUUGCUCUGAUAGAUUCGACGGUUCCCUAUCUCUGGCUACCAAAAUCUUCCUGUGACGCUUUUGAGAAAGCUUUUGGCAUAUCAUGGGACCCAAUCCGUAACCUUUACUUGGUGAAUGACACCCUACAUGACAAUUUAGUGAAGGCCAACCCAUCCGUCACAUUCUCUCUGGCGAACUCGGCUACCGGUGGUGGGUCAGCCGCUAAUGUGACGCUGCCUUAUGCAGCUUUCGACCUGACUGCUCAACCUCCUUUGGUAAAGAAUAAUUCGCGAUAUUUUCCAUUACAAAGGGCGCCGGACGACAGCUCAUUUACCCUUGGCCGUACAUUCUUCCAGGAGGCGUAUAUGGUGACGAAUUACGAGCAGUCAACUUUCACCGUCUCGCAAGCGGUAUUUGAUUCAAAUGCUCCGAGUCAUAUCGUCUCGAUCAACGCAAAUAAUACGGGAGGAAACCCGGCCGCGCCAACGGGAGUUACUAAGACUAAGAGCGGCGGCUCAAAUAAGAUUGGGACAGGCGCUAUUGCAGGUCUCGCCAUCGCCAUAGCUAUUGUCGGUAUCAUCAUAGUUGUAGUAGCCUGGCUCUGCUUGCGCAGACGGAGCCGUCGCAGAAGGGAGGCUGCCCACGAACACGUGGAAGUCCCUCAAGAAGAUAUCAAAGAGACCUCCGAUUCCACGGCACGUACUUCGUAUGAGGAUAGCCCUGAGCAUAAGAAGCCUCCGUACAGCAUAGGCGUCAAUGAAGGGCCAAUGACACCACCCAACAACAUGCAAGAGAUGGGCGAAGAGGCAGGUCCAUCUCGAAGACACGAGCUUCCUGGCCAUCCGUUUCCAAGAUCAGAGCUAUCAACUCCUGAGCCACGGUCAGAGCUGCCAUCUCCCGGUCUCUCCAAUUUUCGAUCAGAGCUAUCCUCCCCAGAGCAUUUCCACAAGCCAGAGCUUCCAACUCCAGAUCCAAGUGCAGAGCUACCUUCUCCAAGUCUUCGUGGUAUCGCCAACCCAUCACCUGAGCCCGCUAAAGAAAGGCCUCAGUCCUACCGCAUGGAUUCUUCUGAAUCCGAGUCCGGCUUCUCCCGCGAUGGAUUAGGAAUCGGGAACUUUCACAAACGCUACAAUUCUGAUGACUCACGACCCCAGUCUUAUCGCAAAGGAAGUGACGACUCGAUUGAAAGUCCCGUCUUACCGCAUAUGUCUCCGACCGAUACGAAUAUGGCGAGCCCAACUUUUACGGACAGCCCGGUUUCCACGUUGCCUGCACGGAGUUGGUCAGGCGGCAAUCGCCCGUUAGUGAAAAGGCAGGAUAGUGACACCUGGCAGACGCGAUUUCAAGAAGCAACAAGCGACGAGUCAGCGCCUCUCAGUCGUUUUAAUACUGUAAGGGAAGCAAAAGAUUUCGCACAAGCGGUCCCAAUGAGUCUGCCAUCAGACAGCCCAAAAGAGGUAGAAAAGGCCUCCGAGACUGGCGAGAUUCCAAUUGUCACUCAAAUUGACCCGGCAAACGACGUUGCAGAUGCCGAGAAGGCGUCUGGCAUUGAAGCUAAGCCGGAUGCUACCGAAGGCCCAGUCCUGAGGAAGCCUGUUCCUAUCAAAGCCUCGCCAGAUGGCCAGAAGAGACCUGAAGAAGAGGAGAAGAAAAUGGAGUGA